UGGGUGGGUGACAGUGGGGGGGUUCCGUGUCGCCUGCCGCCAUGCGGGAGCGGAGGCCAGCACCGGCCGCUCCGGCCCGGUGCAAGCUGGUGCUGGUGGGCGACGUGCAGUGCGGCAAGACGGCCAUGCUGCAGGUGCUGGCUAAGGAUUGCUACCCCGAGACGUACGUGCCCACCGUGUUUGAGAACUACACGGCGUGUCUGGCCAGCGAGGAGCAGCGGGUGGAACUGAGCCUCUGGGACACCUCCGGCUCCCCCUACUAUGACAACGUGCGUCCCCUGUGCUACAGUGACUCGGACGCCGUCCUGCUCUGCUUCGACGUCAGCCGCCCCGAGACCCUCGACAGCGCAGCCAAGAAGUGGAAGACAGAAAUCCUGGAUUAUUGCCCCAACACACGGGUGCUGCUCAUCGGCUGCAAGACGGACCUUCGGACAGACCUGAGCACCCUCCUGGAGCUCUCACACCAGAAACAGGCACCCAUCUCCUACGAGCAGGGCUGCGCGGCCGCCAGGCAGCUGGGAGCCGAGGGGUACCUGGAGUGCUCGGCCUUCACCUCGGAGAAAAGCGUCCACAGCAUCUUCCGGACCGUGUCCGGCAUCUGCCUGAGCAGAGCCCCCCCUCAGCCGCCCCGCAGCCCCCCCCGAAGCCUCUCCAAGAGACUCCUGCACCUCCCCAGCCGCUCCGAGCUCAUCUCCUCCACCUUCAAGAAGGAAAAAGCAAAAAGCUGCUCCGUCAUGUGAAGGGAGAAGGGAAUGACCCCACACACACACACAUCCCUUUGGGCCCCCUCCUCAAGCCCUCGGAAUGGGGUGGGGGGGCUGGACAGGGCCGUGGAGCAGCCCCCCAAAAAGGAGGAUGGGGGGGAUGCUGCCCUCCCCUCACACCAUUGCCCUGCCAGCCCCACAGCCUGGGGGGCUGCCCCCGUGGGAGGGGGUGCCUGGGGGUGUCUUCAUCUGAUCCCCAACCCUGAGGGGUCCCUGUGGGGUUUGGGGUGCCCAGACCCUCAGGGACAUCAACCCCGGGGGGUCCCUGUGGGGUUUGGGGUGCCCAGACCCUCAGGGACAUCAACCCUGGGGGGUCCCUGUGGGGUUUGGGGUGCCCAGACCCUGAGGGACAUCAACC
Molecule: messenger RNA, 1122 nt
Organism: Prinia subflava (tawny-flanked prinia)
Lineage: Eukaryota; Metazoa; Chordata; Aves; Passeriformes; Cisticolidae
Gene: RND1
Product: Rho family GTPase 1
Exons: 5
Coding region: 42-740 (232 amino acids)
Biological process (GO): small GTPase-mediated signal transduction
Cellular component (GO): cytosol
Molecular function (GO): GTPase activity; GTP binding; protein kinase binding
Source: RefSeq, a predicted model, not a curated record